Temnothorax curvispinosus is the source of this 1623-nucleotide messenger RNA. RefSeq lists its product as uncharacterized. Lineage: Eukaryota; Metazoa; Arthropoda; Insecta; Hymenoptera; Formicidae. The transcript is spliced from 2 exons. The record is from RefSeq and is a predicted model, not a curated record. Gene Ontology annotation, molecular function: zinc ion binding; nucleic acid binding. Bases 1 to 1623 code for a protein of 540 amino acids.
AUGUGCCGGUGCCACCAAGAAGGGACUAUUUACUUGGGUCCAGAAACAUAUAACCUAUUGUGCGAUAAAUUGGCACCGGUGGAACCGACUACAAAAACAUACGAAGAAUUGGUGGCUAUAAUGAAGAACCAUUUCAACCCGGAACCUUUGGAAAUAGCGGAAAAUUUCCGAUUUCUGCAACGACGCCAAGGAGAGGGGGAGACAGCGCAGGAAUACAUGGCGGCCCUCCAGAAGCCGGCGCUUCAUUGUAAAUUCGGGGACUACUUGCGCACGGCGCUGCGGAACCAAUUCGUUUUCGGCCUGCGGUCGGAAAGAAUACAAGGACGCCUACUCGAAUGCAGAGACCUCACGGUGGACAAGGCAGUAGAAAUCGCAGUCGGUAUGGAAGUUUCGGCGCGGGAUGCGGCACAAUUACAGAAGUCCAACGCAGCGAGCGUGAAUAGCGUAAAUACAAAUAAGAAGCAGAGUAAGGUUAAAUUCCCAAAUAAAAAUCGUAAAACUCAGGUCGACACAAAAGAAAAUAAAAGUCAGAGUAAUAACAAAACUUGCUAUAGAUGUGGUUCAGAUAAGCAUUUAGCGAAUAAUUGCGAUAAGAAAGAGGUAAUCUGUAAUUAUUGUCAAGUAAAAGGUCAUUUAAAGAAAGUAUGCAUGAAAGCGAAAAAAGAUGGUAAUCAAACGAAUCAGAUCGAAGUAAUUUGCCUGGCUGACACCGAGCAUGCGACAUUUCGAGAGAAAUUUAUGGUAAACGUUGAAGUAAAUAAAGUCAAUAUUCAGUUUGAAGUAGAUAGCGGUGCAGCCGUAAGUCUUAUAGGCAAAGAACAAUUCGUGAAGUUUUUCAAAGAUGUACAGAUACAUUCGACUACGCUUAGACUAGUUACAUAUUGCGGUACGGAACUUGAGAUGUUAGAAGUUUCUAAUGUCAGUGUAUGUUACAAGGGUAUUACAAAUAACCUCGAAAUGUAUGUAGUUAAGGGGAAAAGGAAACCUUUACUAGGCCGAGAAUGGAUCAGGCAAUUAAAUGUAGAUUUGGGUGAGAUCGCUCAAGUAGAUACUGAUGAUGUGCAAGCACUUUUAAAGAAAUAUUCGCGAAUUUUUCAGGACAAUAUCGAGAAAAUUACAGGUAUACAAGCUAAAUUGAAAUUACGCGAGGGGACUACUCCCGUGUUCGCAAAAAGCCGAAAAAUCGCUCACGCAUUGCUACCUAAAGUAAAGGAGGAAAUUGAUAAAUUGGUCAAAGAAGGGGUAUUGCGUAAAGUGCAACAUUCCGAUUGGGCUACACCAAUAGUGCCGUUUUUGGUCGUGGACCAGCACCCUUUACCAACGACUGACGAAAUGUUUUCGUCGCUGAACGGUGGUACGGAAUUUUCAAAAUUAGACUUACGGGAAGCGUACCUACAACUGGAAGUAAGCGAAGACAGUAGGAAAUGUCUGGUACUUAAUACACCCUUCGGACUUUACGAAAGCUGUAGAUUAAUGUAUGGGGUUGCUAGCGCGCCGGCAGUAUGGCAGCGCGAAAUAGAAAAUCUGUUACAGGGCAUUGAGGGAGUCGGAGUUUUCUUGGAUGAUAUCAGGAUCACAGCGCCUAACAGGAAAGUACAUUUACAAGGCUUGAGGCGGUACUAA